Messenger RNA from Cucurbita moschata (crookneck pumpkin), 830 nucleotides. RefSeq lists its product as uncharacterized. The coding region runs from base 206 to 778 and encodes 190 amino acids. NCBI's taxonomy places the organism in Eukaryota, Viridiplantae, Streptophyta, Magnoliopsida, Cucurbitales, Cucurbitaceae. The record is from RefSeq and is a predicted model, not a curated record. The transcript is spliced from 2 exons.
GAUGAUUAUUAUUUGGGCUUAGAAAAAACCAAAUUUGAAAGGAAUCGGUGUCUUGAAGCAAAAAAGAAACCGCAAGUUUAUGGAGAGAAGCAAUCCAAGGAAUUGUUUCCCAUUAAAAUACUUUUUGUCAAUUCAAUCUCUCUCUCUCUCUCACUUCUUUCAUCUCCCUUUCUAAAUCCAAUCCCUUUCCUUCACAGUUCCGAUCAUGAAGCAGUCCACCAUCGCCGGCUGGCUGAACAAUUACAACAACCUCAAAUCUAAUCCCGAAGCCCUAGAUUCCACCGACAUGCUCCUCGAAUUUCCCUACAAGCCCUGCGUUGACCUAAUUCGGAAUUGCGAUCUUCCGCCGCCGCAGAAGUUAUUCACGGCCUCCGACAAGGGGGCGAUGGCGGCUAGAGGUAGAGGUCGGGAAGAAGUGGAAACAGGGGGGAUGGAGGAGAAAUUGGAGCUGUUGAAGGCUCUGAGACUGUCGCAAACGAGGGCGAGAGAGGCGGAGAGAAAGGCGGCGAAAUUGAUGGAGGAAAGGGAUUGUAUAAGUAGGGCUUUUGAAGAUGAGGCGAGAUUGAUCUUCUGUUACCGACAGUCGCUGAAAUUGAUGGAGCUCAGAGUUUCCAAGUUGAAGAAGAGGAAAGAAGAAGAAGAAGACAAUGGCAAUGGCAAUCGAGGAGUGAAAUGGGUUUGGGCUUUGGCAAUCUGCUUGAGUGUUGUGGGAGUCGGCAUUCUCUUGGGCUAUACUUGUAGCAAUGUUGGUGAAGACCCAUUUGUUGUCAACACCUGAAUGUAUUUACCAUUUUACCCUUUUCAUUAACUUUUAUAAUUUAUUUUUCUAA